UUUGGGAAAAGUGGGAAUGCAAUUAUAGAUGAUUUUAUUCUUAAAAAAAAAUUAAAAUGGAUUCCUUAUAAUAAAUUUCAAAAUAUUGAAUAUCUUAAUGAAGGAGGAUUUGGUACUAUAUAUAAAGCUAUUUGGUCAAAUAAUGAUGGAAAUAAAGAUGUAAUUCUUAAAUGUCACAAGAAUUUAAAUGAGAAUUUAAAUGAAUUUUUAAAUGAGUGGAUAUAUCAUGAAAAAUGUUUAAGUUCAAGUGAUAUUAUUAAUUUUCAUGGAUUUACAGAAGAUUCAAGCAUUCCAAAAUAUAUGGUAGUAAUGGAUUAUGCAAACAAAGGUGAUUUAAGAGGAAAUUUGAUGGAAAUAAUGAAAAAUCAUUGGAAGCAAAAAUUAUGCAUGUUGUAUGAAAUUAUUUCUGGACUUAAUGAAAUACAUAAAAAUAAUCUUACUCAUUGUGAUUUUCAUGAUGGCAAUAUUUUAAAUCAUAAUGUUAAGAAUAAGGAUAAAAUUUAUAUUAGUGAUUUAGGAUUAUGUAGACCUGUAAAAUCAAUUUUGAAAAGGUAUGAUAUUUAUGGUGUUAUGUCAUUUAUGGCACCUGAAGUUUUAAGAGGUAAACCUUAUACUCCGGCUAGUGAUAUAUAUAGUUUUUCUAUGAUUAUGUGGGAAUUUACAUCUGGAGUGCCACCAUUUAAUAAUAGAGCACAUGAUAUUUACCUUAGUUUAGAUAUUUGUAAAGGUGAACGUCCUGAAAUUAUUGAAAAUACUCCACAAUGCUAUGUAGAUUUAAUGAAAAAAUGUUGGGAUGAAGAUCCAUUAAAAAGGCCAUCUGCUAAGGAAGUAUUAGAUAUUAUUGAAAAAUGGAUUUAUCUUCCUACAAGAAAGAAAAUUGAAGAUAUUAAUGAAGAAUUAAAACACAGUAUUAUGGAAUUUAUAGAUGCACUACCAAUUGGGCAGCAUAACAAUUUUGCUAUUGAAUCUCAUCCACAAACAUGUUAUACAAGUCGCUUAUUUGAUUUUACUAGUAAAAAAUUGAAUGAAAUUCUUGAAAGUGAAGAUUUACGAAUAAUACUAA
Rhizophagus irregularis DAOM 181602=DAOM 197198 is the source of this 1063-nucleotide messenger RNA. The record is from RefSeq and is a predicted model, not a curated record. NCBI's taxonomy places the organism in Eukaryota, Fungi, Glomeromycota, Glomeromycetes, Glomerales, Glomeraceae.